CACUCUUCCUUCUCCAUCGCACGCUCGCUCGCGUCAUCGCUAUCGUCUGCUGCGAUGGCGUCUCCAGCGGCAGUGGGGAGAGCGCGACUUGCAGCCAAAGGAGCUGCCACCAUCUACGACUCGUAUCCGCUGAGCCUUCGCACAUUCCUGGUCGAAGGCCCGCAGCCCUUUGUGCGUUCCGUAUCGCACUCGAUGGAAGACCCGACGCAAAAGAUCAUGGCCGUCGAUGACGACGACUUCCUCAGCAACCUGCACAAUACGUCAUCCUCCGUUGGCACCAUCGACCUGAAUGACGGAGUGAGAACAGGGACGACGGCGCGUUCCACAGCGCUGUGCAGUACGUUUGGCAAGUUCCACAACGAGGUGUUCGAGACGAAAGAGCGCUCCAAAGUGCUCAGCGCGUUACGCCAUCGCGGUAAAGCAGCGAAAACUGCGUCCAGGAUGAAACAGCGCACUCCAAUGCGACCUAUAGCGCCGUCGACGUUCACUGCGGACGACGUACUUCGCGCUGGCACACUGACGAAACAGGGCAGCUGGCGACGCAACUGGAAAACGAGGUUUUUCAUUCUUCGAAGCGACUGUCCGAGUUUGUGUUACUUCACGUCCGAGGACAAAUUGGAGCUGUUAGGCGAGAUCCCCGUCACCGAAGACACGAUCGUAUUGGACCGCAGUGGCGGGGGUCACGCCCCGUUCCGGUUCCAGAUCCGAACCGAUGCGCACACGCUCUUGCUGGAAGCCGAGAGCCGCGAGAACCAGAAGCGGUGGAUCGAUUCGUGCCAAGAACUGGCCGACGCCAUCCGAGCGUCGAAAUUCGCGGUCAACAAUUCCGUGUCGAGUUUUUCCAUGGACGGUCGUCGUUCGUCACUAGUGCGAGGGACUGCCGUACACACUUUCCGUCCCACUGAAAAAAAUGUCUCUGCUUUAUUGGAGGCGAGUGCGUCAUCAUCACAGAACUGGGACGACACGGAAAUUAGCGGGGUGGACGACGUGGAGAUGAGCACGAGGAGGCACCACAACCCGCAUCGACUCACUAGCAGCAGUGCCAGUGGCUCCACGCGGUCUGCAACACCGGAAAACACGCCGCGUCGAUUAUAUGACUUGUCAAUCUCAGUGAUGAUGGGCAGACACAGCAAACUGGCAAAAUCAGUGGAACAUUUGGAUAAGGAUAAAGACCGCACGGGCUGUUUCGUCACUGUCAGUGGCUACAUCCGCAGUAGCAACACGCUUGUGGAACUUGGCGUGACCGAUGCAGUCAAACUGACGACGUUAGUGGCCACGUGUAUAGCAGCUUGUGGCACCUCGGGGGAUCCAGCUCCCGUGCCCUUUUCGGUUGUUAUGACGGCGGAACUGGAGCGAUAUGACCAACUCCGACUGGCGUUGUGCAAGACGCAACUUUCGCAGAGUCCGGGUAAUGUUCAAGGCACUUUUGGAGUGGGGAGGUGUCUGCUGGAUGGACAGUUGUUAGGCUCGACGCCGUGUGCAGUGACAGUGACAGAACGCAGUACGUCGUCCAGAGAUUCCCUUGUUACGAACAAUCCAAUGCCACAGAAGAAAGUUGGAGAACCGGGUGGCCCUCUACCCGUCGGAAGUGGGUCGUCUUCGAGUCUAUUUAGUGACAGUGAGAGUGUACAUCUAGUGGUUCAAGCGUUCCGGUCAGUGCCGCCACAAAGCGUGCUCCCGACUACAGGCGUGGACAUGGCAAAUGCCAAGUAUCUUAUCCCCACAACGCUUGCUCCUGGUCGCGAGACGGCUGGCAAGAUGGCUACAGCAACACGUAAUGACUUUUACGGUGCGAUUCGUGGCAGCGACGUGCGGACGUUUAUGGAGAACGACACGUUCCUCACUGGUACCGGGUUGGGGGCUCUGAAUGAGGCUCCGAACGGCAACCUUCGCUUUGUGGCGGUGGAUGAGAUUCUGCGAGUGCCGCGAAGUACUUUUGCAUUGCCGAUUGCGUAUUUAGAUUUCCUCGAAGAGCAAGCGUUGGAACGAACAAGAUGGCUACAGAAGCAGUUGCACGCGAAGCUUGCUGCCCCUCGUGAAGUCGAGCGAUUGAAUACGGAGCUGGAGUUCUUGCGGAAGAAGCAGGAAGAGUAUCUCAAGCAGCGCCAGUUCCUCAUCCGACAGGAAAAACGCUUACUGGACGAGCAAAAGGAUGGCAAGUUCUUCUUGGCAGCUAAGCGUGCUGGUACGGUCUCUGUGGCCAAUGAAAGAGAGUCCUUGGGAGCUUCCAAUUCGUCUGCGGCGAGUGCAGCAUCGACAGCAGAGACGGAAGCGGUGGCUCCGUUCAAGCGGAGUACGUACAAAAACCUCAACUUGUGGCAGUUUCUGCCCACCAACAUGCAGGACCAGUUCCUCUGCACGUACAAGCCUCCGACCAGCAGCAAACAGGGACGUAGUGUCCCUCUUUCGUCUCGACCUUUUGUGUGGCACACCAUGACUAUGGGCUGCCCUGCAGCACACACCAAGGGCUUCGCAAACGGAGGCUUCCCGUCUACGGCUGCAAUCUUGACCGUCACCCCGACCGGUGCGUCGGAAGACGAGUCUCUACUGGAAAGCAGCAACGACGAGGAAAUCCAGAGUCCGACAUCGCCUGUGUCGGCAUCUUCAACGCAGACGACAGCGACCACGGACGACUCGUUGGCAGCGUUCAAGCUGCGUCUGGACCUGCAGGACCGUCUUACUGUGAUCGGCAGUCAGAUUCUAUCGGCCACAGCGGCUUGUUUACUGGCGUCGCUGGACUUGGCGCUCAGUGGGAGCGCCUUGCAUCAAGCGCAGAUCGACCGGGCGCCGACGUUUGGCUUUCUUAUGAACUUUGAGUCGCUGUUGAGUACACAGGGCAAAGAGUACGGUAUGCUGGAGGACUUUGCCGCUGGCGCACGGUGGCUACGCAACGUAUUUAUCCAGUUCCGACGACACACAACCACAGGCACUUUCUUCUCUUUGAAGAAGUAUACACCGUCGGGAUCCAACGCGAACGACAACAACUGCUUGCUGCUUACCAUGGGCAUCGAUGACGAGCACGUGUCGGUGUUGCCACCGUCUCUCGUCUCGGGUGACGGUGUCGUUCACAUCCGCUGCGUUCUCUUCUCCCAAGGAGUCAACGAGAAGCAGAGUCUAGUACACGCGUACAAGUCCAGCGCUGUCAAGCUACAGGAGCGUGUGAACCGGGACAAUCUGAUCGAACUGAAGCGAAUCUACACUCUGUAUCGACAGCUUCGAACCGAAGAAACGGAGAACCGUGUACGACAAAGCCGUCGACUGCGAGCCAGCAGCUCCGUCUCGUCUUCUGCCAUCGAUGACGCGGACGAAGCUGCAAUGGCCAUCGACCGCCACGAUCUGCAAGCUCUGGACGAUCUACUGGUGCAGAUUGAGCACCACAUUUGCUCUCCGACGAGUCAGUACAAGAAGAACGUGGCGCUCUUGAUGGAUUCCUCGGAUUUCUGCCGAGCUCUUGGGGGAGCGCGGGUGACGUGCUGCAAGAGCGGCAAGGACCGUACGGCCAUGUCCGUGACGCUCGAGCAGGCGCGACUGCUGUGCGCUGACCUGCAGGCCUCUCAAGGUGCUGCGCUGUGUGCGAACAUGCGGCUCUAUGGUGUGCGUCGUCGCAACGUCUUCAUGAACACCAAGGCGGACAAAUUCGCCUUCAACGAGGUGCAGCGCAAAAUGCUGCCCGACUGCUACAAACCGCCGGCGGGCACAUACAAGUCCGGCAAAACAUAA
Messenger RNA from Phytophthora infestans T30-4, 3720 nucleotides. Its product is annotated as type II inositol-3,4-bisphosphate 4-phosphatase, putative. NCBI's taxonomy places the organism in Eukaryota, Oomycota, Peronosporomycetes, Peronosporales, Peronosporaceae. Gene Ontology annotation, molecular function: phosphatidylinositol-3,4-bisphosphate 4-phosphatase activity. The record is from RefSeq and is a predicted model, not a curated record. Gene Ontology annotation, cellular component: cytoplasm. Bases 55 to 3720 code for a protein of 1221 amino acids. The transcript is spliced from 2 exons.